AUGAAAGCACGAGUUCAGUUUCACCGACGGAAACGUUUAGAAUGGAAACUAAACACCAGUAAUCCGUCCACGGCUGAUCGAAAGUGCCAAGACACGUCCAAUAGCUGGACAGUUUACGAUGACUUGUUGGAAGAGCUGGAAGAAAGUUUUGAAGCACCUGGUCGUCACUAUGAUCCCUCUGUUUUGGUUGAACCUAGUUUAUCAUACAACGGUACAUGUCACACUUCGAAUGGCGGAAUGAGUGUCACUAUUGAAAAAUAUCUGAAUCAGCGAUUUUUAAAUUUUUUAGAAGAACCUCAAACCGGUGUAUGUUAUCGUUAUUUGCCAGCAAGCCCGACAAAACUAUGUGCCGAAAUAUCCACUAUGACCGAUCCCGAGGACAAAGACGAUGAUGAUUCUGCUCGCCGGCGAAAAGCAAAUUGUCUGCCCCUAUGCAGAUGCAUGCCAAAAAAAGUAGGAUAG
Messenger RNA from Echinostoma caproni, 462 nucleotides. The record is from the annotation of a GenBank genome assembly. Lineage: Eukaryota; Metazoa; Platyhelminthes; Trematoda; Plagiorchiida; Echinostomatidae.